AUGAUCAGUGAUACAUCUGAGAUUAAAUCUGUAACAUUGACCCGCUUAUGUAUUAAAUCAGGAAAUUUAAUAACUGAACCAUGGGUUAUUUCAAUUGGUGAAAAGUAUGGCAAGACAUCAGCACAAGUUUUAUUACGUUAUCUUAUUCAACGUGGAUUAAUCGUUGUCCCUAAAUCGGUUACACCUAGUAGAAUUGAAGAAAAUUUUCAGAUUUUUGAUUUUAAAUUGACGAAUGAUGAAAUGGAAAAGUUAACUACAAAUGGAUUAAAUGAGCGUAAAUUUCGAAUGCUUGGAAUGACCGCUCAUCCUGAAUAUCCGUUCAACGAAGAAUAUUAA
Molecule: messenger RNA, 336 nt
Organism: Trichobilharzia regenti
Lineage: Eukaryota; Metazoa; Platyhelminthes; Trematoda; Strigeidida; Schistosomatidae
Source: the annotation of a GenBank genome assembly